Xyrauchen texanus (razorback sucker) is the source of this 1061-nucleotide messenger RNA. RefSeq names its product V-type proton ATPase subunit F. Lineage: Eukaryota; Metazoa; Chordata; Actinopteri; Cypriniformes; Catostomidae. The transcript is spliced from 2 exons. The record is from RefSeq and is a predicted model, not a curated record. The coding region runs from base 82 to 441 and encodes 119 amino acids. Gene Ontology annotation, biological process: proton transmembrane transport. Gene Ontology annotation, molecular function: proton-transporting ATPase activity, rotational mechanism. Gene Ontology annotation, cellular component: membrane; proton-transporting V-type ATPase, V1 domain.
UAAAGCAUGUGAUCCUGGAGGACGGGAAAAAACGUUUGAUCCAUUCUGUAUGUUAUUUGAGCAAAUAUAAGUAAAUUCGCUAUGACUGGAAGAGGGAAAUUAAUCGCCGUUAUAGGAGAUGAAGAUACGUGUACCGGAUUCCUCCUCGGAGGGAUCGGAGAACUAAAUAAAAACCGAAAACCCAAUUUCUUGGUUGUGGAGAAGGACACGAGCAUCACAGAGAUAGAGGAGACUUUCAAGAGUUUCCUGACUCGCAGUGACAUUGGCAUCAUCCUCAUCAACCAAUUCAUUGCAGAAAUGAUCCGUCAUGCCAUAGAUGCCCAUAUACAGUCCAUCCCAGCAGUACUGGAGAUUCCUUCAAAAGAGCAUCCAUAUGAUGCGUCCAAAGAUUCCAUCCUGCGAAGGGCCAAGGGCAUGUUCUCUGCAGAGGACUUCCGAUAAGCUGUUACCGGUGUGGUCUGGCCUGAGCAGGGGAGAGAAGACGAGGGUUUUGUGUCAUGCAGUUUAUUCCCUCCCCUCCUCCAUCUUGCUGAAGCUGGAAAUCAUCUUGCAUAGAAUAAUUACUUCUGUCCAGGAAUUGUAAUUGUUGUGUGAUGUGCGCACUUCCCAUGUUUGUAAAAUGGUUUGUGUGCUUCUAAUGAUAAUGGUUUACAAUUAUAUUGCAAAUUUAAAAGAGAAUAUUUUUCCCCAACAUUUAACACACACACACACACACACACACACAUAUAUAUAUAUAUAUAUAUAUAUAUAUAUAUAUAUAUAUAAGAAAUUCUGAUAAACAAGAUUUCUUGUUAACUACCAUGAAUAUUGAAGUUGUUGUACAUGUCUUUCAUCUCUAAGCUGAUAAUAUAGGAUAGGAUUGCGGAAACUAGUGUCCACUUAGUGAGCCCUGCUUCAAUCUGUCCCAGACUAACUGAACAAUUUGUUUCAAACCUGUGCUGUAAAUGCUAUUUGUCAUAAUAAUAUUUUUUCACUCAGAGGAAUUCAAACAAAGAGCUUUUUGCAUUCUGAUGUAAUAAAAUAUGUUUUGUCUUAAGAACUACGAAUUGCAGUUUAUUAAA